CAACGAGAAAUUUUCUUAUGCAAGUCGGUUUACUUAGGUGUAUGACGAUAUUAUGUGAACUUAAACAUCAUUUAGGAAAAGUUAAUUUUUCAAUAAAAGCUGACGUUGUACUUGGAAAGUGUUAUUGUGCUAAAAUUGUUAAAGUUAAUUCACUUAUAGCACAGUGUUCUAAUUAGGCGAGGAAAUUUAGGCAUAAUGUUGGAAUAUUUUAUUUGUUUCUUCGCCUUCAUAGCUGCUUUAGCUGCAGCAUUUUACAUGUAUAUUACAUGGCAUCAUGGGCUCUUCAAGAAGUUUGGUAUUCCUGGACCCGAACCAACAUUCAUGGGUCAACUUACCAAAUAUGGCGGAGUGGCUGUUGGAGAAAUGGACAGAGAAUUAAUGAAAAAAUAUGGGAAGGUCGUUGGUUACUAUCAUGGUCGUACUCCAGUUCUGAAUGUUGGUGAUCCCGAUCUGGUAAAAGAAAUCUGCAUUAAACAUUUCAACAAUUUUUCUUCAAGACCAUUCAAUGUACCAAAGGAUCUUUAUGAAGAAGCUUUUUUGACUGUUGUCAACGGUGAGAGGUGGAGGAACUCUCGUUCAGUUCUUUCUCCAUCAUUUACAUCGGGGAAAAUGAGAGCGAUGGUACCCCUGAUGAAAAAUUGCGUAGAGAACUUUUUGAAGCACCUCGAAAAACAUGCUGAGAGUGGGAAAGCGGUAGAUGUUAAAACGAUGUUUAGCGGUUUUACAUUGGAUGUGAUUUGUACCACAGCUUUCGGAAUAGAUAUUGAUUCUCAAGGUAACCCAGAUAACCCAUUAAUCCUAGCUGCAAAAGAUGCAUCACAAUUUAACUUGAGAAAUCCUUUUAAUCUGAUUUGCAUCUUGUUGCCAUUUACGAUACCCAUUAUGGAUUUUUUUGGUGUUGGUUUUAUGAAAAGGGAGCCCAAGAAAUUUAUGAUCGACACAAUAGAAAAAGUUAUUGCUGAGAGACAGAAUAAUCCAUCUGACAGAGCAGACUUCGUAUCUCUGGCAAUGAAGGCCAAAGAAGAUUCUGAAAAACGACAGGAAGGCAGAGUUUUCAAUCAACAUGAUCUGAUUGGAAAUCUUCUUGUUUUUAUGUUGGCUGCUUAUGAUACAACAUCAACCACUUUGUCAUUUGUAUCAUAUUGUUUAGCCACCCACCCAGACAUUCAGGAUAAAGUUCUUCACGAAAUCAACCAGAAACUUGGAAAGGAUGAAGAACCUGAUCAUGAAAAUAUUACCAAAUUGAAGUAUUUACAACAGGUUAUUGAUGAAACUCUUAGAUUAUUUCCAGCAUUGAUAAGAACGGUUCGAUAUUGUGCUGAAGAUAUAGAUAUCAAUGGUACAUUUAUUGCUAAAGGAACGGAGAUAUCUUUUCCUGUAUUUGCUAUACAGAGGGAUCCUGAUUUUUGGGAGAAUCCUGACGUGUUUGAUCCAGAAAGGUUUUCACCAGAGAAUAAAGAAUCCAUAAAUCCAUAUUCCCAUAUGCCUUUUGGAAUGGGACCUAGAAAUUGUAUCGGCCAACGUUUAGCUCUGUUAGAACUCAAAUUAGUUCUGGUUUGUAUUCUGAGAAGCUAUAAGAUAUGUUGUACUCCAGAAACCGAGACACCAAAUGUGAAAAUGGCCAAAGGCGAACUCUUCUUAAGGACUGAAAAACCCAUACAUGUCCGUUUUGAGAAGCGAUAAAUACCACGCCAGUUUGACUAAUCAGUAAUAGUGUGAACUUUUAGCUUUCUUAGCCAUGUGUAUCCAUUAUUAAUUCCCAUUCAAUUUUCAUCUGGUGUCAGUUAACAAAUGCUACUAUUACAAUGUUUAUUAUAUGUUAUUAUAUAACACUAACGUUUAAACGGGUAUUUGGACUCAGAUUCUAAAAAGUAUAUUAUGUAGAUUUUUAUAACCUUUUUUUAUUUUUCUAUGACCUCGUACUUUAUAUUAACGUCAAUAAAAUAAUGUAGUUUUUGUACAAUUGAAUUUUUUCACCAAAAAGGAAUAAUUCUAAUAUAGUUGUAGUCUGUCGUCUGAGCAGUUCGAGGGGAGAUAAUUCUAUGUUCCUUGCGCUGUAAAUUUUGCAAACAAUUCAAUUAUUUUUAUCUGUUCAUUGGUCUUCGAAGUAUCGAAUACUACAAAUCACAUGAAACAGAUUGGUUGAACAAAUUCAUGGGUUAGAAGAAUGAAAUUGUUCUUAUUCCUUUGAACCCUAAGAGUUUUGACAAAAUGACAUCAAUCCUAUGGCCUAAUAGAAGAAAGAAAAAGAAAUUGCAAUUUUGGUUUUUUUUUGUUUAUUAUAUAAUGUUUGUAACAAUAGUUAAUUCAAUAACACUAACAUAAAAUGAUU
Molecule: messenger RNA, 2332 nt
Organism: Lottia gigantea (owl limpet)
Lineage: Eukaryota; Metazoa; Mollusca; Gastropoda; Lottiidae
Exons: 14
Coding region: 196-1683 (495 amino acids)
Molecular function (GO): heme binding; steroid hydroxylase activity; iron ion binding
Source: RefSeq, a predicted model, not a curated record